AUGAAGACCGACACAUUAGACUUUGAGAUUAUUGAGUACGACGAAGUGGAAACGACAACAAUGGAACCAACACCUAUACCUUAUCCUCAGGCUUCACCACCACCAUUAACAUCACCACCACUACAACAACAACAUCAACAACAAGUUGUUCCAUCAGAUACCAUAUACGCCAUGGAAUUCCCUCAUUCACUAAUAACCCCACACAUAAAACGCUACCAGUUUGAACCUCACGUAUAUGGAGACUACAAACUCAUAUUCCAAAGCAGCUUAAACUAUAUCAUCCACAAUAGCAUCAACUGCACUUUCUACGAAAAAGAAAAAUUGCAAACAUUGGACGUGCAACUCUUGUUUAGCAAUUUGACAAAAGAGGCAUGGACAAACUUUUGUCAAGAUAUCAAAACACACUUGGAAAAAAAGGGAAUCACACUCCCCUUCUUUACUGAAAAACAAAGGCAAGAUGUUUUUCAAAAAGAAUGGAGAAUGGCAAAUAAAUUACGAUUAUGUGUUUGA
This is a messenger RNA of Lodderomyces elongisporus, 510 nucleotides long. RefSeq lists its product as uncharacterized. The transcript has a single exon. The record is from RefSeq and is a predicted model, not a curated record. The coding region runs from base 1 to 510 and encodes 169 amino acids. Lineage: Eukaryota; Fungi; Ascomycota; Pichiomycetes; Serinales; Debaryomycetaceae.